Molecule: messenger RNA, 120 nt
Organism: Racocetra persica
Lineage: Eukaryota; Fungi; Glomeromycota; Glomeromycetes; Diversisporales; Gigasporaceae
Source: the annotation of a GenBank genome assembly
CCGCUACAAACCUUUCGAUACUCACUCAUCAACCGACCUUCCCAACACCAGAAAGUAAAACAACUACCGCCCAAAUAGUACUUGAACUUCAUAAAGUCCAACUUACAUUACACAAUGAUA